Oryzias latipes (Japanese medaka) is the source of this 1215-nucleotide messenger RNA. Lineage: Eukaryota; Metazoa; Chordata; Actinopteri; Beloniformes; Adrianichthyidae. The record is from RefSeq and is a predicted model, not a curated record.
UGGGUGACGUUGUCAUACGGUGCACUAAUGCCACACUCCUUUAGUCGGUAAGCUACACAUACUGGAGGAGCUGAUAUCAUUGUCCAUUAUAGUGGAGGACAGGCUAUGCUAAUGCUGAUGCCAUGUCUCGAUGUCCCUGUCCACAUAUCCGCUGCCGGUACUGUAAAAGAGGGAGGCCCAGGAGGUCAUUAGGACUAGACCCUAAAAGAGACCCACCAGGCAGCUGGAGAAACGUAAAACUGCAGCUCAGAGGAGAUCACAUCAUUCUGCAUAAAGUUAAGGAAUUAGUCAUGGCUGAAGAAGGAAAUAGCACAUGCUAUGAUAUCACCACUGUGGACCAUUUCCAGCUUUAUCUUGAAAAGUCAGGAGAGCACUCAGCCAUCCUCCAGAGUGUUCAAAGUGUCCUGCCAAAGAAUUUCAGAGAAUUGCUGCGGGAUAAAAGCAGCGUUAAUGUUCUUGGUGUUGGAAGCGGUGGAGGUGAGAUGGACGUCCAGCUGCUCUCCCUGAUGCAGACGGAGAUCCCUGCUGUUCCCAUCAGUGCUGACGUUGAGGGCAGCUCUAAACUCAUCGACUGCUUCAAAGCUUUGGUAGCAAAGACGCCUCAAAUGCAGACGAUCCCGUUUUCUUGGCAGUCAAGUGAAGAGUACGAGAAGCUGGUGAAAACCAAAGGAGACGUGAAGAAAUUUGAUUUUAUUCACAUGAUUCAGAUUAUAUACUAUGUGGAAAGUCUGGAGAAAACCCUCAAGUUUUACCACAGCCUUCUGAAAAAUAACGGCAGGCUGAUGAUCAUCGUUGAAGCAGCCCACAGCGGCUGGGACAUCCUGUGGAAGACUUACAGGAAGGAGCUGUGCGGCGGGAGCUUGUCAGAGUACCGCUCCUCCUCCGAGGUCGUCACCUGCCUGAAGAGUCUGGGUCUUAACUUUGAGGAGCAUUUAGUUCCCAACACCUUUGACAUCACCGAGUGCUUUGAUUCAAAGAGUGUCCCCGGCGACCGUCUGCUGAGCUUCAUGACGGCGACGGACCGCUUCCGGGAGUCCUUCACCCCAGAGAUCAGAGCAGGCAUCUUAGAGCUGCUCAGGAACACGUGCAGCACUGAGAAGGAGGGCAGAGUGUUCUUCAACAGCAAUCUGAGCUGCAUUCUUGUUCAUGCUUGAGCGCGUCUUUGUGAAAAGGCUUCAUUCAGCAAAAAAAAGAGAAUAAAUACUGUUUGGACAA